CUCAGCUCAAGGCUAAACUUUAGUUAAGCGAAGGAGCUUUGCCAAUUUCCUGGUUUUUACCAAAUGAAUGUCCUUUACACUUAACUCCGUCAAAUCUGGCGUUUUCCCCCAAACCUUUUUCCUUUCCUUUUCUGUAACAUUCUAAGGCACAGAUUUUGAAUUUCUUCAUAUUCAAUAUGAACUGAACGGUGACUUAAAAAUCAUGUGGUGGGUCUCAAUAAAAUGCGUUUAUAGUUCUCUCUCAUCCAAAUAAAAUCAGCUACUGAGACAAUGAAACUAUUUGAAAGGCCAUAUAAAGAGCUUACUCUGAAUAACCAUAACAAAGCUGUAUGCAACAGUGAUCGGGAAAACGCAAUUACUUUGCCAAAAGUAACGCGCCUGACAAACACGUUCGAAGAGAGAUUAUCUCUAACAUUAUUGACAGGAUUAAGCCUAUACUUGUUUAUCUUAAACCUCGGACUACCAGCUUCAAUAACAGAUGUUGAAUUAGAAAUGACAAGACAAAUUAAUGGGUACAUAUCCAGAAAAUUAUUUAUUGGAAGGUUCCUACCGUUGGCUGGCCUUCUUUUACCUACAUUGGCUAGUUUAACAGGUUUUCAAGGAACAGAAGACUUGUUAUAUGCUCGGCAGUCCUCUUCAGAAAUCCCUCUAAUUACAUUGCGAACUGCAUCAGCCAUUUUAGGGUCAUCCACGGUUCCUCUCUGUUAUUUAACCCUCCGUAACAUGAAUCAUUCUCGUACAACGGCUACGUUAGCAGCCUCAUUAAUAUUAUUUGAAAAUGGAAUGAUUGCACAAUCGAGAUAUGUAACGCCUGAUAAUUACACUGCGAUUUUUGGUGUGUUAGCUUUUUUUUUCUGGACGAAGAGUUAUACAUACACUAAUCAAAGCUCUCUCCUAUGGCCUAUUUUUGCUGGACUAUGUCUCGGCUGUGGGAUUAGUACGAAAUGGACAGGUAUAUUUGCUUUGGGUGUAAUAUGGGUGGCUCAUCUUACAGAUACUUGGCAAAAGCUUUGCGACCGGCGAAAUAAUGUGGAGCAUGUCGUCAAACACUUUUGCAUAAAAGCUUUCAUGAUUGGUUUCCUCCCUGCCAUUGUAUACGGUGCUAUUUUCAAGAUCUAUUUUAAUGUUCUUGGGAAUGCAAGUGACCAUGAUUUGUUACUAAGCCCACAACUAAAGCAUUCGUUCAGCGGACCUAGCCAGACAGAUAUUGCAUACGGUUCACAAAUUCUUAUUCGACAUGUUGAUCCAGUUGGUGGAUAUCUUCCAUUGCAUAACAGAGCAACUACUGAAGACAGUACUCAGCAAGAAGUAACAGUGUAUCCAUACUCUGACAUCAAUCAUCUCUGGACAGUACACGAAGCAAACCGAAGAUGGAACUCCUCGCAAUCUAUUGAGUAUGUUUGUGAUGGUGAUCAAGUUCGUUUAGAGCACUUCGCUUCAAGUCCUAAGCUCUAUUUUCACGACGUGCGCCCGCAAUUAACUGGUGAAAAUGGACACAGUGAAGUAAAAUUUAUUAUAGACAAGAACGAUUAUUGCACUCUUCGAAAUUUAAUAGAGGACAACAAGCCGAAACUAACAUGGAAAGCUCUGAAUCAAAAAUUCCGUCUUCAACAUCUUCGUGGUUGCAUUCAGAUUUCCCAUGAUACAUGGUACAUUUCCGGCGGGAACCAAAAAGAAGUUAGAUGCAUGUCUACCCGUGCUAACAAUAUACCAGCUUGGAUAGUGGAAAUAGCUAACAACAAAAAGUCGGAAAGUACAGACUACAUCAGUUAUCAGGAUAUCUCAUUGUCUGAAAAAUUUAAAAAAGUUCACAAUUUGAUGUGGCAUGCGGUAUAUAAUCAUUUACAAACUGGCACGUCCGCUACCGAGGCUCCUAAGUCCCAACAUCGUCAGGAAGACGUUCCCAGCCAAUGGCUUUUCAAGAGUGAUGGAUUGAAGUUCUGGAAUGAAUUAUAUGGUCAUGCUGUGUACUUCAUUCUUAAUACAGUUGUACAGCGCAUCAUUCUGUUAUCUAUGCCAACAUAUGUGUCUUACUUCAGCUUUAAUGCUAUCUUCAGUCACUGUCAAGUUACACUCACACAUUUAUUUCCACGGAUACACUCUACAGGCAACGAUUCGCUACUGGAUGAACAUUACACAAAAUCAGUUUCAUUUUUCUAUCCUGCUCUACUGGUUCACAUUCUCCUCGUGAAAACUUUACCACUCUAUUCACUUAUUAUGUCCGACAUUUCCGGCGUCGUAUAUUGCGGUAUUGGCUUAACGGCUAUCAUUUUCGAGGCUUGCACCUUCCGUUUAUCCAAUUUUGCUCUCCGUUCUAUUGUGUUCUUCAUCGUAGUAUUAUCUUAUGUCAAUUAUAACCGAUUGUCUGGGUUAACCUAUGGAAAUACCAUUUGGCGUCGACUACGAUAUGAAGCUUCUGGCCUCAAUAUCGAUUGUCUAAAUUUCACAUCGUCACCUUUUGUUACGGUUGAUGUGGAUGUACGUAACAGUGAUACAGCUUCUUCUGCUGUUAAGACCGUUAAUGUGGGGCUGGCUGAUAGUCGCACAGAAUCAAUCCAAUACAAAGAUGACGAGGAUGAAGAAGCAGACAAAAUAAUUAACUCACUGAAAGAGGAAUCCUUUAGCCAAGAGGCCGAUAUAGCUACAGGUACUUUGCGUUACGACCGCGUUUUUCCUACAGAGGUUAUUUCUCUUGAAGAAGCUGCACAGUGGGCAUUUGACGUUACGAACAGUGUGUUGCAAAGACAAGAUAAGGCUGCAGAAAAAGUUAAAUUAGAGGAAGGGCUAAAGAAGCAAGCCAAACAUAUAAAGCAAACAAAGGAGGAGGAGGCCAAUAGGAUUCGACAAGACCUGAAUAGUAUUAUUGAACAGGAUGCUUUGAUGGAGGAUGACGAUUAAUAUACCUUAAAACAAUAAGAACACUGCAUUAAUUGGAUAAAUUUUCCCCCUCCUCCUCGUAACAUAUUUAUGAUAUUCUAAGGAUUCCGUUGUGAUUACCAUAUAUUAGUCAUAAAAGGACGGAAACCAAUUUUGGCAUAAUGACAUUGGACAAGUACAGUAACAAUACAAUCCGUAAGUUUCUGUUAAACAGUAGGCUCAAAGUUUUCCUGAAGAAGCUUAUUAUCCACUGAAUUGAGACU
Messenger RNA from Mycotypha africana, 3140 nucleotides. Its product is annotated as Dolichyl-phosphate-mannose-protein mannosyltransferase-domain-containing protein. Gene Ontology annotation, cellular component: membrane. Gene Ontology annotation, molecular function: mannosyltransferase activity. The record is from RefSeq and is a predicted model, not a curated record. Gene Ontology annotation, biological process: protein O-linked glycosylation. The transcript is spliced from 11 exons. The coding region runs from base 271 to 2898 and encodes 875 amino acids. NCBI's taxonomy places the organism in Eukaryota, Fungi, Mucoromycota, Mucoromycetes, Mucorales, Mycotyphaceae.